GGCCGAGGGUAGACUCUGCUUGUAGGAAGUUUAGCGGUAGAAAGCCAGGUAGCGGCGGGGAGGAGGUGUCUUGGGCUCAAUGGCGACCGUGGAGGGUGGCAGCAGCGGCGAGAAAGGGCAGGGCGGCGAGACCUCCGUCACCUACUAUCGGUUGGAGGAGGUGGCGAAGCACAACUCCUUGAAGGAACUGUGGCUGGUGAUCCACGGGCGAGUCUACGAUGUCACCAGCUUUCUUAACGAGCAUCCUGGUGGAGAAGAGGUUCUGCUGGAACAAGCUGGUGUAGAUGCAAGUGAAAGCUUUGAAGAUGUAGGCCAUUCCUCUGAUGCCAGAGAAAUGCUAAAGCAGUACUACAUUGGUGAUCUCCAUCCGAGUGACCUUAAACCUCAAAGUGGUAGCAAGGAUCCUUCAAAAAAUACUUCAUGCAAAAGUUGCUGGUCAUAUUGGAUUUUACCCAUUGUAGGCGCUGUUCUCCUAGGUUUCCUGUAUCGUUACUACACUGCGGAAAGCAAAUCUUCCUGAGGAGACCUUGUUGAAGCGUGGGAAACACAUCCACUUGGGAGUGAAAAUUAGAGACUUGCUUGGGGGGCUACGGCAGUGCCCCUCGAAUCCUGCCAAUUGCAUUCUUCCCCUUUAGAGCCAAGACGGUUGACCAGACACCCAACUCCAAUGUGGGACCAGUGUCCACCCUCUCUCAGAGCCUUACGCCCAGCGCGCCUGCUCACCCCCGAGUCCUGGCCAACACUCAUUCUUGUCACUGGUUUCCACAAGUCCCUUACACUGUACAAGUUUAUGUUGCUGAUUGAAGUUCACAUGCUGUGUUGACGUCCCCCUGUGGGAAAUCUGCCUGCUUUCCGAUACUUGAAUACCCAUGAGAGAUUCUUUUUGUUGUUGUUGUCAUUUUUUGAGACAGCGUCUGGAUGUAUAGUUCAGGAUGCCCUCAAACUUGCGGCAAGCCUCCCAAGCGCUGGGAUUACAGGUGUGUGUCACCACGCCCAGCUCCCAUUAGAGAUUCUUAUCAGGGUAGCACUCUGGUUUUGAAAUGUUUCUUAUUCCAUUUUUUAAAAAUCUUUUUAAAAUUCUGAUUUGAUUCUAUUAACCAUAAGCGGUUUCAGUUGUGAAGUAAAAGUGCAUACCUAUUAUUUACAAUAUGACGGCCAAAUGACCUUGCUCCUUACCUGUGUAUUAAAGUUGGAGAGAGCUGUGUGGUCACCUGCCUUCCAGGCUAGUGUAGCUGGCAGCACCUCCGCCCCUCAGCCCAGCCGAUUUCCUGGGGUGCUGGACAAAACUGCUCUCCUCUGCUCUCGGGGCUGGGAG
Chinchilla lanigera (long-tailed chinchilla) is the source of this 1315-nucleotide messenger RNA. Its product is annotated as cytochrome b5 type B. Gene Ontology annotation, cellular component: mitochondrial outer membrane; intracellular membrane-bounded organelle. The transcript is spliced from 5 exons. Gene Ontology annotation, molecular function: heme binding. The record is from RefSeq and is a predicted model, not a curated record. NCBI's taxonomy places the organism in Eukaryota, Metazoa, Chordata, Mammalia, Rodentia, Chinchillidae. Bases 80 to 520 code for a protein of 146 amino acids.